Molecule: messenger RNA, 1831 nt
Organism: Rhincodon typus (whale shark)
Lineage: Eukaryota; Metazoa; Chordata; Chondrichthyes; Orectolobiformes; Rhincodontidae
Gene: septin7
Product: septin-7
Exons: 6
Coding region: 715-1194 (159 amino acids)
Biological process (GO): cytoskeleton-dependent cytokinesis; cilium assembly
Cellular component (GO): microtubule cytoskeleton; septin ring; septin complex
Molecular function (GO): GTPase activity; molecular adaptor activity; GTP binding
Source: RefSeq, a predicted model, not a curated record
AAUAAGUUUCCUGGGCCCUUUUUAGUAACUUGGACCAAUUGACAUUGCUACUGUCAUUGCUUGUGUCCAGCAAGCUAAGGUAUAACAUUGGGUAUAAUAGCUCCUUCUAUAAAACUCCAGGUAAGUGAAACAGCAUUUCAUUUAGUUACUUUGUUCAAUAAAUGUAAUUUGAAGUUAUGUACAGUCAGAAUCCAUCCUGAUUUUGUUUUUGAAUUCAUUCUUAACCGUUACUUAAUAUGUUACACUGUUGAACUGCAGACAACUAGUUUAAGACAAUAGAAUGGCCUUGAAGUAUUUAUACUGGAUUUUGGUGCAACUUCAUUUUUGCGCGGCUGUAUCAGUGUCUGUUUUAACAUGAGCUGAAUUUUGAAAUAGCUGCCCUUUCCGACAACCUGCUACCACUGAAUUAAGUGACAAUGAAAACUGUGGCAUCAUGGGCUCAUCUGUGUCAUAUCAGACAUGGGAAUCUUCAAGUUACCACUAAGAAUUCUUAAAAAAUUUUUUUUGUUCGCUCAUUGAUAAUAGGUGCAUUAAUGCAAUGUGAUGUACUACAUUAACAAACACUUGCAAUAUUGUUGCAUGUGACAGCUUUAUUCUAAACCAUGAAGUACAUCUAACCACAUAUGUGCUAUAUAAAAAUCACCUAAUGCAAUAAAUUUUCUCUCUUUCACAGUUGAAAAUAGUGAGCACUGUGACUUCACAAUCUUACGAAACAUGUUGAUCAGAACUCACAUGCAAGAUCUGAAAGAUGUAACGAACAAUGUUCACUAUGAGAACUACAGGAGCAGAAAAUUGGCUGCAGUCACAUAUAAUGGUGUCGAUAACAAUAAAAACAAAGGACAGUUGACCAAAUUUGACACAGUUGAAGGCAUAAGCCCUCUGGCCCAGAUGGAGGAAGAACGGAGAGAGCAUGUGGCAAAGAUGAAGAAAAUGGAGAUGGAAAUGGAACAAGUCUUUGAAAUGAAAGUUAAAGAGAAGAUUCAGAAGUUGAAAGAUUCUGAAGCAGAGCUUCAGCGACGCCAUGAGCAAAUGAAGAAGAAUUUAGAGGCACAGCACAAAGAACUUGAAGAAAAACGACGCCAGUUUGAAGAUGAGAAACAGAAUUGGGAGGCUCAACAGCGCAUUCUGGAGCAACAAAAACUAGAUUCCACCAGGACCUUGGAAAAGAACAAGAAGAAAGGGAAGAUCUUUUAAAACGUUGAAGACCACCAAAUUACAAACUUGCCAAUUUGUCGGCCCUGGACUUAAUUUUUUUCUUUAUUUUGAAAGGAUUCAACUUUGCACCUAUUAUCUCUAUAAUGUUAAUGUAUUAGCAUGUGAUAUGGCCAAUCUAAUACAAUGUUUGUACAUUAAUUUCUAUUUGUAGUCUCUAGAAUAGGAAGCUAGAAAAGUAUUGAGUUAUCUAGGGUAAUGCAUGUAGAGACACAACAUCUGAAUUUUUUUUAAACAAAAAUCUGAUGCCUCCCUUUUUAUGCAGAUAAAUGUGUUACUGUCAUGCAAUCAUGUUCUGGUGGUUGAUUGUUUACAGAAUAUUGACUGUUCUUCCAUAGAUGUGGGAACUUUGAAUGAUGUUUAUAAGAAACAGUGCUAUAACUUGUUGCAGCUUUUCUCUGCUUCAGAAAUAACACAAAAACCUCAUGGCGCAGCUAUAGCAUUGUCUUGUCUUAACACAUUUUAGUUCUGGGCAGCACCAGUUUCUUUUCCACCUUUCAGUGUUCUCCUGUCCCCACAAUGUACAGAAAUGUUAUAGGGCUUGUGUGGAAACUCAGCCAUUCGCAUAAUGUAUUGUCUUAGAUUUUCGCUGUUUCCAUUAAAUAAUUAAUGUUCUCUA